Molecule: messenger RNA, 2569 nt
Organism: Prorocentrum cordatum
Lineage: Eukaryota; Dinophyceae; Prorocentrales; Prorocentraceae
Source: the annotation of a GenBank genome assembly
AUGCUCAAGCCUUUUCACCAGCGAGGCUGGUGCGUCGGUUCAGGCAUCGUGGAUGAUGGGCAGAGCCUGGUGCUCGUGGGCGCGGCGUCCAACCUGCUGGCGGCCUGGAUCUCGCGGGCGCCGCCCUGCCCUGCGGCCCCGGCGGUGUGCCCCAACCUCACGUGCGGGGCCGUGCAGUGCCGGGCGUCGGAGCAGCCUCUGACGUGCCUGGCGUUGGCGCCUGCAGCGCCUCCCCCGGCUCCUACGGAGCCCUCCGCUGAGGCGCCGGAGCCGCCGCCGCCUCCAGUGCAGGCAGCCAGGUGGGACCUCGGCUGGCUGGUGUUGCCGCUCGUCCACGUGGCGGUGGUGGCCGUGCAGCUGGGCCAGGGCGCCGGGUUGGCGAGUCCUCCGGUGGGGAAUAGUGACCCGCUGGACCUGCUGAUCUCGAUUCCAGACCGCGACGUUUAUCAGGAAAGCUACGCUGCUGGGUCGCCCGACAUCGUCACAGUGGUGUUCCCGUCUUCGCGGCAGGCGCUGCAGGGCGUGGGCCCUGACCUGCUGCAUCGGUUCCGCCGGGAGCCGAACGUUGCCGAGGCCACUGCCAUCGGCGACGCGCUCGAGGAGGUGGCCCAGGGGCUGUACUUUGCUAGGGAACGGGCUGGUGGUCGGCCGCUGAUCCUCCCUGUGGGUGGCGCCUGCGCGAGGUUCGACUUCGCGAACGCUGGUGCUGCCGCGCCUGGAGGGCCCGCUGCUGCCACUGCCCCUGUGGGGGCGGGCGGUGGUGCCGCCGCUGCUGCCCUGGCUGGCGUGAUGGUCCCUGUGGCGGCGGGCGCCCCGCCGCCUGCCGCGGCCCUGCCAAUCAGCGCUGGCUGCCGUGGGGACGUGGUGAAUUUUAACGGGUCGGAGAAGAUCGAGGGUGACAUCGCGCUGUCGCAGCAGGGUGUUGGCUGGGUGGCGAUCCGUCGGAUUUUCACGGACCACGCGGCGCACAAGUGCGCCGAGAGCGGAGCGCACAUCAGGCUGCUGGGAGUCGCGCCGCGAGCCGACGGCCACCACGUCCGCCUGGCCUUGCGCGAGGUGGUGCCGCCGAUGGUGGAGAACGCCAUCCCUGGGUGGCUGCUAGACGGGCCUAGGGCGGUGCUUUGGUGUGCCCAGAUUAUCGACAGGAAGCGACUGGGCCACGUCGAGCAUAUCUCCGCCUGCGUGGCCUUCUUCCACCUCACGAAGGACGACUGCGGGGUGAGCCACUGCGGGGGCAUCAUGAAGAUGAUCGAGCACCUCGGUUGCCGUGGCCAGCUCGACCCUCCCGACCUCGUCGGGGUCGAGCUGACGACGCGGCAGGCGCAGCUGCACGAGUGCAUCUACUCCACGGAGCGCGAUGCGCUGCAGGCCGAGGAGGCAGGCGGCGGCACGGCCGAGGGCGACGGCAAGGAGAAGGGCGGCCGAGGCCGUGGAGGAGGGCCCCACCGCUUUGGCAUCGUGGACGAGGCGGCGCUGUUCACUGGGGCGGCCAAAGAGGACGACCGCUCCAUGAUCUGCCCGCGGCUCCUGGAGCACGUCUCCAGACAAAAGCGCUUCCACCCCGACGGCAUGGUCAGCGAGAUGACCGACGCGCUGAACGAGAUGCGGGGCUGCCCGCUAGCGGCCCGCGGUCAGGCGACCGCUGGCUCUUCGAUGCCUUCAGCUGGCCACGCUCAGGUCUUCUCGGAGCCCGCGCGAGCUGCGCUGCGGUUUGGCCCCUCCCCCGAUGGCUUUGGCGGCCCUGGGGCCCUUGAGGAGCUUCGGAUCUCGCAAUCAUGCGAGGGUGACGCCACGAUGGUUGCACUGGUCAGCUUCGACCAUGUCGACUCCAUCACCUUGCCCCGGGCGGGCAGUCACCCGACGGCGCUGGAGGUCAUCGACAAGGAUGUGGGCCUGGGCAUAGUUCGUCGGCUUCAUGAGUUGCGUCUGCCCCGACAGCUGGGGUUGGAACGCGUCAGCGGCUUCGCCCGGGCCCUGCCCUCCGCAGCCCGCGCCUCUACGCGGAGGAUUCGAGACGGCCGCCACGCCUCCUCGCGCUUCAACGCGGCGGACCCCGUGGAGCUGGCGACUGGCGCGGCUUUCGCGCAGAUCUCGGUGGGCGACGACCAGUCCAUCGCCCUCGGCGGCGUCGACAUCUCGGACGCUUUCUACUCGCUCGGGGCGCCGCCUUGGCUCAGGCACUACUUUGGUCUUUCUCGCCUCCGCGCUGGCGACGUGGGGCUGGGUCGCCUGACCGACGGGGCGGUGGUCAAGGCGUCUGCCCUGGUGGUGCCGCGCUCCCGGUUCUCUCCAAUGGGCUGGAGCAUCGGCCUGUGGAUCUGCCAGAGCCUCAACGAGGCGGCCACCGCUCGUGCCAUCCCUGGCCAUUUUGGCCGACGCCUGGUGGACCGCCGCCCUGCACCCUCGCUGUUGGAGGGCCUGGCGCACGCCGUGCGCGUCGACAACUCCAUCGCCCUCUCGCACCGCCUGGAGGAGGUUCGAGGAGCUGCCGCGCGGGCGCAGGAGGAGAUGACGGCGUCAUAUCUCCCUGCGCACUUUGUGGAGGUCUCGAUGGGGGGCGACGCGCUAG